AUGAAACUGAUAAGUUUUGAUCGAGUUUCUCAUUGUACUUAUUUGGGACGACUUCCACUAAGCAGCAAUGCGUGUCAUAAUCAGUGGUCUACCAUCGAGGGGUGGGAUAAUGCCAGGUUAACUAAGUCUAGACAGGGGAAUUCGAGAGGCGGGGAUCGGGUUGGAACUACGAACCUUCCGGUUGGAAUGAAACUGAUAAGUUUUGAUCGAGUUUCUCAUUGUACUUAUUUGGGACGACUUCCACUAAGCAGCAAUGCGUGUCAUAAUCAGUGGUCUACCAUCGAGGGGUGGGAUAAUGCCAGGUUAACUAAGUCUAGACAGGGGAAUUCGAGAGGCGGGGAUCGGGUUGGAACUACGAACCUUCCGGUUGGUAAGAUCGCGCCCUAA
Molecule: messenger RNA, 387 nt
Organism: Opisthorchis viverrini
Lineage: Eukaryota; Metazoa; Platyhelminthes; Trematoda; Opisthorchiida; Opisthorchiidae
Exons: 2
Coding region: 1-387 (128 amino acids)
Source: RefSeq, a predicted model, not a curated record